Anthonomus grandis grandis is the source of this 1654-nucleotide messenger RNA. Its product is annotated as vesicular glutamate transporter 3-like. The transcript has 8 exons. Bases 76 to 1530 code for a protein of 484 amino acids. Lineage: Eukaryota; Metazoa; Arthropoda; Insecta; Coleoptera; Curculionidae. Gene Ontology annotation, biological process: transmembrane transport; monoatomic anion transport. The record is from RefSeq and is a predicted model, not a curated record. Gene Ontology annotation, cellular component: plasma membrane. Gene Ontology annotation, molecular function: transmembrane transporter activity.
AAAUUAAUUAUCAUUUGUUAUCAGCCUUAAAAUAAUUAAUAUUUGUAAACCUAUAAGACAUUCUGUUGAAAUAAAAUGCAAUUUAAAUUUUUAUUAAGAGUCUUUAUGAUGGAAAGUGUGGUUGAAGAAAGUUUAAAGGCGGGAUCCCCGUGGCUCUUUUGGCGCCAAAAACGGUAUGUGUUGGCCCUCUUGGUGUUUUUUGCCAAUGCCAAUAUGUACACCAUGAGGACCAACCUGAGCAUCUCCAUAGUGGCCAUGACUCAGGACAGAAUUAAUUUAAUGGAAAAUGGAACUGUAGAAAAUUUGGGUCCAGAGUUCGCCUGGACUAACAUAGCCCAGGGAUAUCUUCUGAGUAGCUUUUUCUAUGGCUUCAUUUGUACUCCGUUACUCGGAGGUUGGUUAAGUAAAAAAUAUGGAGGGAAAUUUUUGUUUGGAGGCUGCUUAUUGGGGUCCGCCAUUAUUUCUUUGUUAUGCCCUUGGUUGGCCCGAUGGAAUUAUUAUGCCUUUUUAGUUGGUCGGGUGUGUGUCGGUUUAUUAGAGGGUUUGGCACAUUCGAGCAACUAUCGCCUUUGGUCCCACUGGAUUCCCCCUGUGGAAAGAACCAGAAUCGUUUCUCAAGCACUAUCGGGAAAUUAUGUUGGAAAUGUCUUUUCUAUGAUGUUUUUCGGGUUUUUGGUGCAACGCACCGGAUGGGAGAGCUCUUUUUGGUUUUCAGGUGCUCUGGGCAUAAUCUGGUUCAUAUUUUUCUGGUUUCUGGUCUCUGACACACCAGCCACACACCCGAGCAUAUCGAAAACGGAAUUAAAUUACAUCCAGACGUCCAUUAACAGACCGGAAAAUGCCAAGAAUAAUGUACCAGUACCCUGGAAACACAUACUGACCAGCAAAUCGAUCUGGGCCUACAAUAUAGUGGCUUUUUGCGAAACUUGGGGCUAUUUUACGCUGAUGACUUUGCUGCCGAAAUAUUUUAAAGAUGUAUUUAAAAUUGACGUUUUUGAAUCCGGAAUACUGUCGGCUCUGCCCUACAUCUAUAUGUUCUUAAUGAUGUCCGUAUCCGGGAUAACUGCCGAUAUUGUAGUAAGGAAACAUUGGCUUUCCCUAACGAAUACCCGGAAGUGUUUUAUUGCGGUCGGAUUUAUUGCUCAAGCAGUUUUUAUGAUGGUCGCGGCGAAUUGGGGCACUCUUACAGGAACUGUAGUUUUUCUAGUUUUGGCCGUUGGCACUAACGCUUUCGCUAUGUCUAAUAUAUGUGCUCAACCCUUGGAUAUCGCCCCAAAUAACGCGAGUAUAAUCAUGGGAUUGUGUCAGACCGUAACGACCCUCACUGGGAUUUUAAGUCCCACUAUAGCCGGUUAUAUUGUGUCCACUGAAGAUCCUAGACCGGAAGAAUGGAACAUGAUGUUUUAUAUAGCAUCGGGAACGUACUUUAUUGGACUAAUCGUUUUCUUUAUAUUUGGAAAAGCAGAUAGAGAAAAAUGGGAUUCGAUGGGAGAAGAAGAUGCUUCAUCAUCUAUUACGAAAAUUGCCUAAAUAAAUUGUCUCUAUAGAAUAGUUUUUGAAUAUAGAUCGUUUCUUUGAUAAAUACAAUAAUAACAUCGUGUUUUUCAUUAAUUUUGAACCAUUUUCAAGACUCUUGCUAGAAAGAAAAACAUGU